AUUGCCUGUCACCAUCAUCCAUAUGCUAUUGUGCAAGACCCCGAGCUCGUUGAGAUCUUGCAAAUGCUCAACUCAAAAGUCGACAUCCCCCAUCCAAAAACUGUAUCGCGGAACGUUCAUGAGAUCUUCACAAUCUCACGGGAAUCUGUUGGCAAGAUUCUCCAGGCUCAUUCUGACCAUUUGCACCUGUGCAUUGAUGGCUGGACAUCUCCCAAUGUCAUUCCCUUUUUAGGAGUUACAGUUCAUCGUGUC
Molecule: messenger RNA, 252 nt
Organism: Phanerochaete carnosa HHB-10118-sp
Lineage: Eukaryota; Fungi; Basidiomycota; Agaricomycetes; Polyporales; Phanerochaetaceae
Exons: 2
Source: RefSeq, a predicted model, not a curated record